Sesamum indicum (sesame) is the source of this 1480-nucleotide messenger RNA. RefSeq names its product DWD (DDB1-binding WD40 protein) hypersensitive to ABA 2 (gene DWA2). NCBI's taxonomy places the organism in Eukaryota, Viridiplantae, Streptophyta, Magnoliopsida, Lamiales, Pedaliaceae. The record is from RefSeq and is a predicted model, not a curated record. Gene Ontology annotation, biological process: protein ubiquitination. Gene Ontology annotation, molecular function: protein binding.
CCCAAUUUUUCAAAGCCGAAUCUGAUUCAUUCUGCUUCGUAUAUGCGAUACUUUUCAGAGUAGAAUUCCAAAAUUAGCUGCCACGAAAAUGCAAGGUGGAUCAACCGGCAUCGGCUAUGGUCUCAAAUAUCAGGCGAGAUGCAUUUCGGAUGUGAAAGCGGAUACAGAUCACACCAGCUUCCUCACCGGUACACUCAGCCUCAAAGAAGAAAAUGAGGUGCAUUUGCUAAGGCUUUCGUCUGGCGGUACUGAAUUGAUCUGCGAGGGUUUGUUUUCGCACCCGAAUGAAAUCUGGGAUCUCGCUUCUUGUCCUUUUGAUCAACGGAUUUUCUCAACUGUAUUCUCUUCCGGGGAGACAUAUGGGGCAGCAGUAUGGCAAAUCCCUGAGUUGUAUGGCCAGCUGAGUUCUCCUCAAUUGGAAAGUGUUGCUUCUCUAGAUGGCCACACUUGCAAGAUUAGAUGUGUACUCUGGUGGCCUACUGGAAGACAUGACAAGCUAGUUAGUGUUGAUGAGCAGAAUCUCUUCCUGUGGAGCUUAGACACUUCAAAGAAGACUGCUCAGGUACAAUCACAAGAAUCAGCUGGCAUGCUUCAUUAUUUAACUGGCGGAGCAUGGGAUCCUCAUGACUCCAAUUCCAUUUCUUUAACAUGUGAUUCAUCAGUUCAGCUUUGGGAUUUGAGGACAAUGAAGAAGACCAAUUCAAUUGAGCAUGCGCAUGUCCGUAAUGUGGACUAUGACAUGAAAAAGAGGUACACACUUGUAACCGCUGAAGAUGAAUCAGGCAUUCAUAUAUGGGACCUUAGAAAGCUGAAGUUUCCAGUUGCAGAUCUUCCUGGGCAUCCACACUGGACGUGGACUGUUAAAUGUAAUCCUGUGUAUGAGGGCCUGAUUCUGAGUGCUGGAACUGAUUCAGCUGUCAAUUUGUGGUUGGCCUCUUCCCUAGGCCGGAAUGAUUCGGCAUCAGAUAGUUUGGCGGCGCCCCCAACCCGGAGGAUAGAACCUUUGCUGAAUUCCUAUAAUGACUAUGAAGACAGUGUUUAUGGUCUUGCUUGGAGUUCCCGGGAGCCAUGGAUAUUUGCAUCAUUGUCGUAUGAUGGAAGGGUGGUUGUAGAAUCAAUAAAACCUCAUCUUCCUAGAAAAUGAAAUGGAACCAUGUAGUAAGUGCAAAUUCUUAAACCCAGUUUCUCUUGUGAUUUCCUUAAUCUGGUUUCCCUUACCAGAUAUACAGCAUUCUGUUCAAACCAGAUACUCAUGAAAACUUUUAGAAACCUGAUCUCACCGACACCGAUCACAUUUGUGAAAUCUACUUUGUAUGAAGACUGUAUUUCAUAUUUCAGCUUUGCUACAAUUUUGUAAGAUGAAAUUUCUUUUCUUUUUCUUUUUGAAACGUACUUGUCCUAUUUCAUCUUCUACCAUCAUAUGUAUUGUGUAGUCAUGGACCGUUGGAUUUUCUAUGCAAGUUGGAUUGGCUGUUAUUAA